AUGAAAGCAUUCGUAUUAGCCAAUUUUCUUGGUAUAGCGUAUGCUUUCUCAAAAAAUAUUGAAUUCGUGCACAAAAAAUCUGCGUCAGAUCCAUCACAUGAUCCACCAUUAAACUUAUUACUUGAUUCAUCAUUAGAUUCAUUAGGCCAAGAAAAGAUUCUGGCUUUAAUUCUAAGAAAAGACGCAAUAGAUGCUCAAUGUGAGAAGAAACUAGAAGAAUACUGCAAGAAUUUAGAAAAUAUUAAUUUAGUUCCAGAGAAUGUACAUCCAACAUUAAAAGGACUUUGUGAAAAUGCAGAGAAGAAAUGCAAAAAUCUUAAAACUCAAAUUAGUACUACCUCAAAUAAUGCCAAGGGUUAUCUUGAAGAUAUUAUUGUAAAUAUUUCAAAUGGGAUGCUUUUAGGAAAAACCCAUUGCAAUUACGCUCAUAUCCAAUGCGUGAUUUUCCGAGAAUUUUCUAGUUUUUCUUCUAUAUGCGAUGAAAUAACUGAACAAUGUUAUCGUCAAAUAAAUGAAGAUUUAGUUUAUGAAGCUCUUUUAAGGGCUCUUCCUAGGGAUUUGAAAAGUCAAGCAGCAUGUGAAGAAAAAAUUAAAGAAUCCUGUUUCAAGUUAAAUAGAGAAAGCUAUUAUGUGCUCUGGUCUUGUUUCCAAGAAGAAUAUACAUGUGAAAAUCUUCUUAAAAAAAAAAAUGACUGCAAAUCUCUUGAAAAAGAUAUCAAAAAUACACUUCAAGGUGUUUAUAAAUUAGAAGUCUGUUACACUUUACUCGAGAAAUGCUAUUUCUACUUACCAAACUGCAAAAAUGAAGAGAUACAGAGCUGCGUGAACCUUAAAAAAUAUUGUGAAGAAAAAAAUAUCAUAUACCCCCCCCUCCACAGUCUUUCUUUUAACCCAUUAGAGUUUCCACCUACGCUACAAGAAGAAAUAGGUUUUUAUCGGCUUCGUGAUGAGGCAGCAGCUCAUGGCGUCUUAAUUGUCAAUCCCAUAUCUACAGGAUUCGAUCGUUUUAUUCUGUUAGCAUACCAUAUUAAAAAUACAGCUGGGAACAGAACUGAAAGAUGCAUUAAAUAUCUAGAAAACUGCGCUUUUAAAUAUUUGACAAAAGAACUAGCGGAUUUAUGUAAUGCGACUAACCAUACUGAAAUAUGCGAAAAAAUAGAUAAAGAAGUCCAGGGGGAAUGCAAUUCUCUUCAAUUAGCUUUCCAGGAAAAAAAGCUCUUUAAGAUGGAAUCUGAGGCUAAAUCUAAACUCUAUACUUUAAAUGGACUGUCAGAAAUAAUCUAUGAAGAAAGUUAUACAAGUCUUCUUUCAAAGUGUACUUACAUACAAUCACACUGCAAUAAUGAUCUCAUGGAUGCAUGCAUAGUUCUAAAAGUAGCAUAUUAUAGAGCUCAGUUUUAUAAAUUAGCAAAAGAUGAAUUAGAAAAAGAAUUGUUUGGAUUAUUUCGUAAUUUAAAUUCAAGCGGGAUUAGGGAAUGUGCAGUCAAGUUAACAGAAAAAUGUCAAAUAGUUAGAAACAGCAGUAUAAAUCUUCUCUCAAUGUGUUUAAAGCCAAAAGAGACAUGCGAAGCACUUGCAGAGGAUAGAUUAUCCCCGAGAAAAGGAUUGUCUCGUUCUGGAGAAACAGUGUGA
Messenger RNA from Pneumocystis jirovecii RU7, 1632 nucleotides. RefSeq lists its product as uncharacterized. NCBI's taxonomy places the organism in Eukaryota, Fungi, Ascomycota, Pneumocystomycetes, Pneumocystales, Pneumocystaceae. The record is from RefSeq and is a predicted model, not a curated record. The transcript is spliced from 4 exons. The coding region runs from base 1 to 1632 and encodes 543 amino acids.